AUGGACUGCGGCGGGGUGGGGAGAUGUGUUCACUCAGCCAAGAGUCUCCUGGGGGAUGACAGAAUGGAGCACAUUACCCGGGAAGGGAAGCAGUGGGCUGGCCCUCACACACACUUCUUGCCACCAGAACUUUCCCUCCUCUGGAUCACAACUCUGUGCGUCAGUCACUUAACACGAGACAGGGAGAGGAACAGCUCAGGUGUAGUGUCAUCUAGGAAAUAUAUUGGAUUGUGUUUAUUCAGGUAAGAUUGCUAUUGAAUAUGUCACAUGUCAGUCUGUGUAGAAUAAUUAGUCACUUGGAGACUAGAGCGGUGUUAUUUCUAUGAAAGCAAAUUUGUGAUGUCGCACAGCUAUUGCAGUUCAUCAUGUUGUGUUUGACUAGCAUAAAGCACUGUCAGGAGGUUUCUGUUAUUGUAUGCAUUGUUUUUGUUUUGGUCCCGUUUAGUCUACGACAUGAAACACUAGAAGAUACAACAUGCUUCCUGAGCAGUGUUCCUUGAUAACUUGUUGAACUAAUUUGAAACUGGGCAACCCAGGACAGCAGCAGCAGGGUUACUGGGUCCAGCAGAAUCUGGCAGACAGAGACAAACACAGAGGAGAGAUACUGCAGGGAGAGAGAGGAGCUUGAGGUGAGAGCAGCAGAAGGAGAAAUAACAAGGGAGGGAAGAGUGAAACGCACUGAGUGACUGACAGCACAGAAAGGUAUAGCAGGGAAGAAAUGGAUACAUACGGAAAAAAAGGGAUUGAAGAGAAAGUGGGUGAUACAAUAGAGGUAAAGAGAAGGAGAGUGAAUGAUACCACAGAGGGAGAGAGGGUGAUUUGUAAUUUAUUUUGUACAUAAUGUUUCUGCCAUCGUCUCUUAUAACCAAAAAGAGCUUCUGGAUAUCAGGACAGCGAUUACUCACCUCGUAUUGGACGAAGAUUUUUUUCGAAGGAUAUCCUACAGACACCCGACAAGGCCCAAAUCCCCGUCAUUCGCAUGAGGAAGAGACGGAGAUAUCGUGGACGUAGGUCGGGGUGCCUUGUAAGGAUCCAACGGCGAGCGAGUAAACUGCCACUCCCAUCAAUCCUAUUAGCCAAUCUUCAAUCAUUUGAGAAUAAAUUGGAUGACCUAAGAUUACGGUUAUCCUACCAACCGGACAUUAAAAACUGUAUCUUAUGUUUCACCGAGUGGCUGAACGACGACAUGGACAACAUACAGCUAGCGGGCUAUACGCUACAUCUGCAGGAUAGAACGGCUGACUCCGGUAAGACAAGGGGUGGCGGUCUGUGUAUAUUUGUAAACAACAGCUGGUGCACAAAAUCAAAUACUAAGGAAGUCUCGAGGUUUUGCUCGCCUGAGGUAGAGUAUCUUAUGAUAAGCUGUAGACCACACUAUUUACCAAGAGAGUUUUCAUCUAUAUUUUUCAUAGCUGUCUAUUUACCACCACAAACCAAUGCUGGCAUUAAGAUUGCACUGAAUGAGCUGUAUAAGGCCAUAAGUCAACAGGAAAACGCUCAUCCAGAGGCAGCGCUCCUAGUGGCCGGGGACUUUAAUGCAGGGAAACUUAAAUCCGUUCGACCUAAUUUCUAACAGCAUGUUAAAUGUGCAACCAGAGGAAAAAAAACUCUAGACCACCUUUACUCCACACACAGAGAUGCAUACAAAGCUCUCCCUCGCCCUCCAUUUGGCAAAUCUGACCAUAACUCUAUCCUCCUGAUUCCUGCUUAUAAGCAAAAACUAAAGCAGGAAGCACCAGUGACUUGGUUAAAAAAAAAGUGGUCAGAUGACGCAGAUGCUAAGCUACAGGACUGUUUUGCUAGCACAGACUGGAACAUGUUCCGGGAUUCUUCAGAUAGCAUUGAGGAGUACACCACAUCAGUCACUGGCUUCAUCAAUAAGUGCAUUGAUGAUGUCAUCCCCACAGUCACCGUACGUACAUACCCCAACCAGAAGCCAUGGAUUACAGGAAACAUCCACACUGAGCUAAAGGGUAGAGCUGCUGCUUUCAAGGAGCGGGACUCUAACCCGGACGCUUAUAAGAAAUCACGCUAUGCCCUCCGACAAACCAUCAAACAGGCAAAGAGUCAAUACAGGACUAAGAUUGAAUCGUACUACACCGGCUCUGACGCUCGUCGGAUGUGGCAGGGCUUGAAAACUAUUACAGACUACAAAGGGAAGCACAGCCGCGAGCAGCCCAGUGACACAAGACUUCCAGACAAGCUAAACCACCUCUAUGCUCGCUUCGAGGCAAGCAACACUGAAGCAUGCAUGAGAGCACCAGCUGUUCCGGAUGACUAUGUGAUCACGCUCUCCGUAGCCGAUGUGAGUAAGACUUUUAAGCAGGUCAGCCGCAGGGCCAGACGGAUUACCAGGACGUGUACUCCGAGCAUGUGCUGACCAACUGGCAAGUGUCUUCACUGACAUUUUCACCAUGUCCCUGACUGAGUCUGUAAUACCAACAUGUUUCAAGCAGACCACCAUAGUCCCCGUGCCCAAGGACUCUAAGAUAACCUGCCUAAAUGACUACCGACCCGUAGCACUGACGUCUGUAGCCAUGAAGUGCUUUGAAAGGCUGGUCAUGGCUCACAUCAACACCAUUAUCCCAGAAACCCUAGACCCACUCCAAUUUGCGUACCGCCCCAACAGAUCCACAGAUGAUGCAAUCUCUAUUGCACUCCACACUGCCCUUUCCCACCUGGACAAGAGGAACACAUUUACAUUGAUAUUUUAGUCAUUUAGCAGACGCUCUUAUCCAGAGCGACUUACAGUUAGUGAAUACAUAUUUUUUUAUACUGGCCACCCGUGGGAAUCAAACCCACAACCAUGGCGUUGCAAACGCCAUGCUCUAUCAACUGAGCUACAUCCCUGCCGGCCAUUCCCUCCCCUACCCUGGACGACGCUGGGCCAAUUGUGCGCCGCCCAUGAGUCUCCCGGUCGCGGUCUACGUGAGAAUGCUAUUCAUUGACUACAGCUCAGCAUUCAACACCAUUGUGCCCUCAAAGCUCAUCACUAAGCUAAGGAUCCUGGGACUAAACACCUCCCUCUGCAACUGGAUCCUGGACUUCCUGACGGGCCGCCCCCAGGUGGUAAGGGUAGGUAACAACACAUCUGCCACACUGAUCCUCAACACGGGGGCCCCUCAGGGGUGCGUGCUCAGUUCCCUCCUGUACUCCCUGUUCACCCAUGACUGAAUGGCCAGGCAUGACUCCAACACCAUCAUUUAGUUUGCCGACGACACAACAUUGGUAGUACGCCUGAUCACCGACAACGAUGAGACAGCCUAUAGGGAGGAGGUCAGAGACCUGGCCGUGUGGUGCCAGGAUAACAACCUCUCCCUCAACGUGACCAAGACAAAGGAGAUGAUUGUGGACUACAGGGAAAAAAAAGAGGACUGAGCACGCCCCCAUUCUCAUCGACUGGGCUGUAGUGGAACAGGUUGUGAGCUUCAAGUUCCUUGGUGUCCACAUCACCAACAAACUAUCAUGGUCCAAACACACCAAGACAGUCGUGAAGAGGGCACGACAAGCCUAUUCCCCUUCAGGAGACUGAAAAGAUUAGGCAUGGGUCCUCAGAUCCUCGAAAAAUUCUACAGCUGCACCAUCGAGCGCAUCCUGACUGGUUGCAUCACCGCCUGGUAUGGCAACUGCUUGGCCUCCGACCGCAAGGCACUACAGAGGGUAGUGCGUACGGCCCAGUACAUCACUGGGGCCAAGCGUCCUGCCAUCCAGGACCUCUAUACCAGGCGGUGUCAGAGAAAGGCCCUCAAAAUUGUCAAAGACUCCAGCCACCCUAGUCAUAGACUGUUCUCUCUGCUACCGCACGGCAAUCGGUACCGGAGUGCCAAGUCUAGGUAAAAAAUACUUCUCAACAGCUUCUACCCCCAAGCCAUAAGACUCCUGAACAGCUAAUCAUGGCUACCCGGACUAUUUGCACUGUCCCCCCACCCCAUCUUUUUACGCUGCUGCUACUCUGUUAAUUAUUUAUGCAUAGUCACUAUAACUCUACCCACAUGUACAUAUUACUUCAACUACCUCAACUAGCCGGUGCCCCCGCACAUUGACUCUGCACCGGUAUCCCCCUGUAUAUAUAGCCUCCCUACUGUUAUUUUAUUUAACUUCUGCUCUUUUUUUCUCAACACUUUUUUGUUGUUUUAUUCUACUUUUUUAUUAAAAAUAAAUGCACUGUUGGUUAAGGGCUGUAAGUAAGCAUUUCACUGUAAUGUCUGCACCUGUUGUAUUCGGCGCAUGUGGCCAAUAAAAUUUAGAUUUGAUUUGAUAAACAGGAAUGCGUCAUGGAGCCUCUGAUGGGAGCUCAUACAUGCUUAGUGCUUUCAAAACAACUGGCUGUCAAUCACCCUGAUUGUAGUGUGGGAGGUUAGGCACGCGUUCUUCAUCGAAAAAUGGCAGAUUAUUUUUUUCUUCUUAAAAAUUAAUAAAUAAUGAUUUUCAUGGAUUUUUUUUCCUCUUAUCAACUGUCCCGAAUAGUGUUGUCUUCCCACAUCACCGUGGGAACUAAAAUGUCACGCUCAGCUGCCUUGUGUUGUUGUACUCUUCUCUGUGAGGGAACAUGACUGAGGGCUGUGGUGGAGGAGGAGGGGGGGGGUCUUCUGUGGCCCACUUUGUUCACUGAGUACCUGGGGGACACGCAGAGGCAUCCCCCUUGGGGGGAGCAGGGUCCUGUGUCUGGAGGGGAUGGAUAAAUGUUUAAUAAUGCCCUUGGCUCUAGCCAGCAGUGAGGCAGGCAGUGUUGCAGUCGGGAGCUUCUCUCCACUCCAGGUGCUCUCUGCAGGCUCGUACACGGUAUAGUACUGUACCAAUAGGCUCCACCCCACUAAGCAGUUAGCAGACUGGCUUAUGGGAGCUGGGUCCCUCAGCUUGUUUAACAUAUUACAGAACAGCCAGCUUUGCCUCUCCGCUCCACUCCACUGUUCCCUCUCUGUGCUGAGGGGUUUGUUUAUUCAUAGUGAUCAAGGCAUGCUACACAUUUUUGACACCGAUGACUGCAGCAGCUUGUAAACAUUGGUGCGGAACAAGAUGUUGAUGCUCUGUUACCAUGGCGUAGGGAAGUGUUCUGAUCAAACAGAAGCCCAAUGGAUCACACCAUGUUGAAUCUGAAGUCCGCACACACUGUAUGGCUGUGACAGUAGAAAAUCCAGUCAUGAUUAGACCUACACGAGGAAGGAAAUGCGACUUUUUAUACAAAGAGAAUUCACCUCACAGAUGGAGCACUCUUGACUAAGAAAAAGGCUAUUACACAGCCUGACUUAAAAAAGAAAAAAAGAAAACAAGUCGUUUUCGAUGCUGAUGUCUUACUGCAGUUGGCUGUCCUUGGUAGAGGAAACCUUUUUGUGUGUCUCCUCCCUCUUUGAGCUGCCACUGCUGCAUGCUCCGGGUCUGUGCCUGGCUGAUAGUUAUUGCCUGUCCUCCACACAGCACUCGAAAUAAAGAGCUGCGUUAAUGAGGGCUUUCCUGUGAUCGUCUGUGUUUCUGUCAAUCUGUCACAAACUGUUCAACCAUGUAUUAUUUGUAUCUCUCUGUCUCCACUCUCUCCAUGCUCUUUAGGCAGGAGGCUAAUAUUGACAUGCAGGACUAGUUCCUGGGAAGUCCAGAACUCUUAUGAUUGGGACAAUAUAGUGGGUGUGGCUGGCUGGAUUUAGAGUGUUUGGUGCUGAUGACAGUCAUUUCAUAGGCUCUUGCUGAGUUAGACUACCCCAGAAUCCACACCCCUGUAUCAAGAAGAAUUUAAGUGGCGGUCAGAGAGGAGACUAUGUCAAUCAUUAUAUAUGGAGGUGUGAAAAGGAGGAAGGUUUUCAACCUAGGCUUAUCUGGUGUUUCUCAGUGAGAAGUGGCUUGGUAUAGACGCCUUGGCUAUGAUGUCCUGCAUAUUUACAUGUAUUAUUCACACUCCAGUCUCCUUUUCACCUCAUGUAUCACCUGUUUUACUUAACAUAGGCACAUCUUAAUAGGUGGUCAAGGUAUCCUCUUUUGUGCUCUAUUGCUCCUCUAUUGUUCCCGCAUGCAAGGGGGGAUGCCGAUGACAUCAGAGUGCAACAUCAGACCAAAUCCUUGAAUGGCCUACUCCAUGAAGUUUCAACUUGUUUAAAAAACACUAUUUUGCGCAUGCAUAUUUUUUUUACCCUUAAGUGUGUGUACAUUUAUUUAUACGUUGUAUAUUGUUUUUCAACAGGAAUAUUUCAAAAAUAGCUGAAGUGCGUAUUUAAAUCUGUUGGCAAGGUGAGUGUGGCUGGUCCAUGGUCUGGAGCCAGCAAGCCGUGUUAAUGGGUCACAGAGUGGUGGUGUUCAGAGCAGCGGUGACGUAGCUGGUAAAUAAAUAAUAUACUGUACAGUAGCAGCAGGGGGGCAGGCCAACCGAGAGCAACGCUCCUAUCAUGCCAGCAACAACUCCAUGGCUGAGUUACAGUUGGUACUCAAUCAUAGCUUAACUAUUGGGGCUGUUGCUACUGCCUCGCUCUCUCUCUCUAUGGGCUGAGCUCUGCUGCUGCUGCCUCUGACACAAAUCUCUGGGUCUGGGACUGGGGUGACGGGCCGAGGAGGCGUGAACUUAUCAAUCACACUCACUUUCUAACUCCAGCUCUCUGCUAACAGCUUAGCCUGCCACAGGAAUGAUUUCUGAGCCCGUCUGACUUGGGAACCUGAGAACCUGUUUACAAGUGUUUGGGCUGCGUGCAACCUGCCAAAUCCUGUGAUGGAUCAGUGACACUUCAUGGGGUUAGAACUGCAGUUAGAGAGACAUUGUUUUGUGUGUUUGGGUUGCAAAGUGCAUGUUGCAAAGUGACCUGUGCUAGUCUGACAGUACAAGCGAGGCUCCUCGGAAGGAUUGAGAAUUUAAAUUGAUAUGAAGUUGCUCUAACCUUAUCAAGUCACUAGGUUGCUUUGAGUGUCUCAUCAUCCAGAUGCUGCUGAACGUGAGCAUGUGGAUCCCGCUCCUCUUCUCUGGAGUGUGACAUGCAUAGAUUCUGCAGGGGGAGUGAGUAGGCUAGCAGCAUGUUGUAGUUCCAGAGCCAUUGCAGCUGUGGUGGGUGGAGCCACUGGGCCCUGCUCAACAGCAUUCAUAACCGUCUGCAUGUUGAUUGGAGCGUGUUGCGAGCGCUACGACAUGACGCCAUAAGCGAUUUGAUUGCCUUUUUAUCGGCUGGUCCCCCUUGAGGGAUAGAGGGUGGAUUCUCUUUCUGCUGCAGAACGGGGAUAGAGAAAGGGAGACAGUUGGUGGGGAUAUGACGGGAGCACAGGGAAUUAGAGGUGGAGAGAGAGGUGAGUGAGAUGAUAUCUGGGAUGUGCGGGCUCUCUGUCUGAGGUAAACCACUCCAUCAGCCUUGUGAAAACCACUCUCCUCCACAGACAGACCUCUUCAGCCAUGCAUCAUUACCAAUGUAAUUAGACAGAAAAUUUAAAUGAACCAUAUCUCAAACCUGAGGGCCAUGUUGUCUAAAAUAUGUCUUGGGCAGCGCUAGCUCUAACAUCCCCACUCAGUUAUCAAGUUUCUGCUCAUGUUCUGACCCACUUAAAGAUAAGACUCACUGAGAGAGAGCCUCAGUCAGUACCUCAUCUGUAUUGCAGUCAACAGGUAGGCUACAUUUUCUAUGAGCCAGACAGAGCUUGUUUAUCAGUUCAGUCUGAGGCUUAGAGAGGAGCAUCAGAAAUGAUGGAAGUCCCCAUCUGCCCUCAGACCUGCAGAGAGUUCCUUUAAUCAUGACACACUGAACAGCUAGACAAUAAAGAGGACCUCCUGCCAAUGCACUAGAUGAGAUGGGGAGGCUAUGCCAUCUUUGCCAUGGGUGGAUUGUGCCUGCUGAAGUGCCACCCGAGUAGCUGGCAAACCAUGCACCAUUCUGGGUUGUGUGUGUGUACGUGUCGUUUACUCUGGUAUUUGUCACUGAGCUGUGAUUCACUGGCCUGGCGAGAGCCAGGUCUUUGCUGAGCCUGUGUCUGUCACUCUCUGGUCUUCUGUCUCUGCCCCCUGAGACCCUGCUCUGAUUUUAAGUAGGGACUUAAAAUAUGCUGUCCUUACAGUUGACUCAAGUGUUUUAGGAGAAUACAUUGUUUUUCAUGAAACACCCAUUGUAACCUCUCAGGUGGAAGAGUGAUGAGCUCCCACUGAGCCUUUCAUCCUAGCGCUUUGUAUUUAUCCACAGAGACACUAAUUUGUCUCCUUCUCUGAUUUACGACGCAUUUGCCUGCUGAAUGUGAAUGGUUGGGCUCAAAGAGAAUAGGCUAGGUGUGUGUGUGAGAGAGCGAGAGCAACAGUGAUUUCAUUCUGCUUGCUCUGGUGGGCGAGCCAGCUAGCCAGCUUGUGAGUGAGCGGCUGCACGUCCCUGUGGAUCUCAGUCUCUGACAAAUGGGGCCAACGCUGCAGUAAUCAGAUUAGAGGACGUAAAUGACGGGCUGCAAAUGUCCCACCUUGUGAUCCUCCACAUUCAUUUUAUUACUGCACUGAGCUAAUGAGAUUACACUUCAAACAGACCAGCCGACCAAGAGCUGUCAUUUACACCCAGCCAGCCGUGUGUGUACAUUAACCCUUUCACUCCACAGAAGCACCGUGGCUCAAUCCAGCCAACUGCUUAUAAGAUGAUGCAGAGAGUGUGUGUGUUGCUAUGUGGUCAGUCAGGGGCUGUUCAUGGUCAUCAUGUCAGCCCUGGCCCUGAGUGAGCUGUGCCAAGCCUAGAGACGCUGCUGCCUGCUAAUCCCUGUUUGUUCCCUGGCCUCUACAGGAAACCCAGGAUCAACUCCCAGCUGGUGGCCCAGCAGGUGGCUCAGCAGUACGCCACGCCUCCCCCACCCAAGAAGGAGAGGAAGGAGAGGCCUGAGAGGGAGCACGACACAGACGGGGAGCUGGUGGAUGGGGAGGGGGAGCACCAUGAGGGAGAGCGUCCGGAGAGAGUGAGGCCAGAAGAAGACGAAGGAGAACCUCCCCUGGAUAAGAGCGGGAAGGAGACACUGGACAAUGACAAAGCAGAGAAGGAGAAAGAGGAGAAGAAUGAGAAGGAAAAAGAGGAGGAGGAGGAGGAGGAAGAGAGCAGCCCAACCAGGCCCAUCACCAAGAAUCUCAGCCUCAAGGAGAGCAGCCCAACCAGGCCCAUCACCAAGAAUCUCAGCCUCAAGGAGAUCAGCCCAACCAGGCCCAUCACCAAGAAUCUCAGCCUCAAGGAGGUCAGCCCAACCAGGCCCAUCACCAAGAAUCUCAGCCUCAAGGAGAUCAGCCCAACCAGGCCCAUCACCAAGAAUCUCAGCCUCAAGGAGAUCAGCCCAACCAGGCCCAUCACCAAGAAUCUCAGCCUCAAGGAGAUCAGCCCAACCAGGCCCGUCACCAAGAAACCCAGCCUCAAGGAGAUCAGCCCAACCAGGCCCGUCAUCAAGAAACACAGCCUCAAAGAGACCAGCCUAGCCAGGCCCAUCACCAAGAAACCCAGCCUAAAAGAGAUCAGCCUAGCCAGGCCCAUCACCAAGAAACCCAGCCUAAAAGAGAUCAGCCUAGCCAGGCCCAUCACCAAGAAACCCAGCCUAAAAGAGAUCAGCCUAGCCAGGCCCAUCACCAAGAAACCAAGCAUCAAAAAGAUCAGGUCAGUGUGUUUUUAAAGAAAUAACAUGUCUGUACAGAGUCAGUGUUUGCUUAAGCAUCUUCUCUCUCCAGACAUGGUCUUUACUAAUAUAACUCCUCUGUGUUUGCCUGUGCAGACCCAAGACAGACAUUCACCAGAGUCCACCUAGUGAUAAACACAGCAUACAAUCUGGGAAGUCUACAACCAAGACCAACAACUCUCACAUCUCCAGGUGGGCCAUUCUUCUCUCUACUACUAGUACUGACAGUAUCUUGCAGAUGGACGUUGUGAAAACCUGUCAUGGCAUUUCAAACUCGAACACGGUAUUCUUAAAGGCCAAUUCUUUGGGAAAAAUCAAGUGAUUCAUAAAUGAUAUUUUUAUGUUCUACACCUACUCUCACUUUCUCCCUCUGACUUGUGGUUGAUAUUGUGUAUACAUUAUCAGUUGGGUCUAAUCACCCACACUGUGCUGGCCACCUCUGGGGUUGUAUCUUAGUAAGGCAGUUUUAUCAAUGUAAUCCUAACCCUGUGUUUCCCCCUGCUGACCAGGCCCAAACUGAAGAACAUUGACCGGAGCACUGCCCAGCAGCUAGCCAUAACGGUGGGGAACGUGACGGUCAUCAUAACGGACUUUAAGGAGAAGACCCGCUCCUCCUCCACAUCCUCGUCCACCGUGACGUCCAGCGCAGGCUCUGAGCAGCAGCAUCAGAGCUCCGGCUCCGAGAGCAUGGACAAGAGCUCAACUCGCACCUCCACCCCCAAAGGAGAGCUCUCUGUGGGGCACGACGAGUCCUUCUGA
Coregonus sp. 'balchen' is the source of this 10338-nucleotide messenger RNA. NCBI's taxonomy places the organism in Eukaryota, Metazoa, Chordata, Actinopteri, Salmoniformes, Salmonidae. The record is from the annotation of a GenBank genome assembly.